AUGGAGCUCCUUACAGGAUACCACGAAACACCGUUAUUACCCUCGGUAUAUCUGUCACGAAACUGCAAAGUCUUCUUAAAACUGGAGAAUACACAGCCUAGUGGUUCAUUCAAAUCGAGAGGUAUCUCUAAUCUGGUACAGAGUAAAAUUAAGAAUACCACAAAACCAAAUGUACAAUUGUUCAGCUCAUCAGGUGGUAACGCCGGAAUGGCAACAGCCUAUGCAGCGCAGUUACACAAAGUGCCCUGUACCGUAGUUGUCCCCAAACUGACUAAACAGCCCACUAUCGACCGCCUUCAAAAGAUUGGCGCUAAGACGAUUGUGCACGGUGACCAUUGGGCCGCUGCAAAUUCGUACUUGGUAGACGAACUAAUUCCUUCCUUGCCAGAUGAUAUCGAACCAGUCUACUGCCAUCCAUUUGACGACGAAGAGAUCUGGAAUGGGCAUGCCACAAUGAUUGAUGAGAUCAAGCAACAGCUACAACCCCUUGGCAAAGAUAUCCGACCUGAUGCAAUAAUAUUGUCUGUUGGAGGUGGCGGACUUUAUGCUGGGGUUGUCAGAGGUCUCGAAAGAAAUGGGUGGGAGGAGGUUCCCAUCAUAACUGUCGAGACGGAAGGCGCAGCUACACUAUACAAGUCAGUUGGCGCUGGCAAGCAGGUAAUAUUAGACUCCAUCGACACAGUUGCCACUACCCUGGGAUCAACGUUUAUCCCCAAACAGGUUGUUAAAAUGGCUGUCCAAGAACACAAGACCAUUUCAAUUACCGUCACUGAUAAAGAGGCUUGCUCUGCAUGUGAGAAGUUUGCCCAAGAUCACAAGUUUAUUGUCGAGCCAGCCUGUGGAGCUUCUUUAGUGCCGAUAUACGAGAACAAACUGGCAAGCCUGAUCGACCUAAGGCCUGAUUCAGUAAUAGUAGUCAUUGUUUGCGGAGGAACUGCUACCUCUGUAGACGAUAUUGUUUCAUACAGAGAGGAGUCGCAGGGUUAG
Molecule: messenger RNA, 987 nt
Organism: Sugiyamaella lignohabitans
Lineage: Eukaryota; Fungi; Ascomycota; Dipodascomycetes; Dipodascales; Trichomonascaceae
Gene: CHA1
Product: L-serine/L-threonine ammonia-lyase CHA1
Exons: 1
Coding region: 1-987 (328 amino acids)
Biological process (GO): L-serine catabolic process; L-threonine catabolic process
Molecular function (GO): pyridoxal phosphate binding; threonine deaminase activity; L-serine ammonia-lyase activity
Source: RefSeq, a predicted model, not a curated record